Molecule: messenger RNA, 1737 nt
Organism: Brassica rapa (field mustard)
Lineage: Eukaryota; Viridiplantae; Streptophyta; Magnoliopsida; Brassicales; Brassicaceae
Product: dolichyl-diphosphooligosaccharide--protein glycosyltransferase subunit 1B
Cellular component (GO): membrane; oligosaccharyltransferase complex
Source: RefSeq, a predicted model, not a curated record
AUUAAGGCCCAUUAUCUUUAAAAAUAUAAAACGACAAUGAUUCAUGUCAUCGUUCCUCGCUCUACUCGUCCAUAAAUCGUGAGACUUUGUAGUUGACCGGAUCAUCGCUCCUCGCUUCGCCGGCCGUCGAGAUCUAGCUGUUUCUCUCUUCAUCGUGACGAAAUGGCUGCUCGUAUCUGGAUCUUCUCCGUAGCUGUAGCUCUAUUCUUAUCGUUUUCGUCCGGUCACGAUCUCCAGAUCGUGAAUGCCGAGCGAAGGAUCGAUUUAAGCUCACAUAUCGUGAACGCCUUCUUGACCCUUAAGGUGGAAAAUAUUGGGAAAGAUCCUGCGGCAGAUAUGCUUCUUGCUUUCCCACCUACCCAGAUCAAGCAUUUAUCUAUGGUCCAAGCCAUGGCAAUUACAGGCAAGAAGAAGAAGAAAACCUACUUGCCUCUAGAUGUCAAACCAACCGAACAACCUGACGCACCAAACGACACCGGAUACUUCCUUGUUUCCUUUGCCACCCCCUUAACCCCGGGCGAAACCGUUACACUCGAGGUGCUAUACAUACUGACUCAUUCCCUGGAGCCUUUCCCAUCAGAGAUAGCCCAGUCAGAAUCUCAGCUGGUUUACUACCGGGACAGUGCAGUGAUACUCUCACCUUAUCAUAUUAAGCAACAGACGACUUUUUUCAAGACUCCUAGUGCUAGAGUAGAGUCUUUCACUAGCGUCGACCCUGCCAACCGAGCUGGAAAAGAGAUCAAAUAUGGACCGUAUGAGGACCGUGCUCCGUACUCCUAUGCACCUGUGAUCGUUCAUUUUGAGAAUAACAGUCCGUUUGCUGUUGUUGAGGAGCUUGUGCGUGAGAUUGAGAUUUCGCACUGGGGUAGCCUUCAGAUAACGGAGAAUUACAGGUUGACUCAUGGGGGAGCUCGUCAUAAGGGUGUCUUCUCAAGGGUUGACUAUCAAUCUAGACGUUCCAUCAGUGGUUCAUCCUCAUUCAAUGCGCUCCUUGCAGUACUUCCUCCCAAAGUUAACUCUGUUUACUACAGGGAUAACAUUGGAAACAUCUCAACUUCACAUUUGCGUACUGGCUUUAAGAAGUCAGAACUUGAAUUUGAACCGCGAUACCCGUUAUUUGGAGGGUGGAGAGCAACAUUUAUCAUUGGCUAUCGAGUUCCAUUGGAAGACUAUCUCUUUGAAGCACCAGAUGGCAGACGUUACUUGAACUUUACCUUUGGCUGCCCGCUCGUUGAAACUAUAGUUAACAAGUUGACUAUCAAAGUCGUGCUUCCUGAAGGAUCAAAGGACCCUUCUGCUGUUUUACCCUUCACAGUCAAUCAAGACUUACAGGUCAAAUACUCAUACCUUGACAUCGUGGGAAGAACCGUGGUUGUGUUGCAAAAGGAUAAUGUAGUUCCCACUCACAACGUACCCUUCCAGGUGUAUUAUACGUUCAAACCAAUAUACAUGCUUGCGGAACCGUUCAUGCUUGUAUCGGCUUUCUUCUUCGUCUUUGUGGCUUCUCUUGCGUAUGUACACAUCGAUCUCAAUAUCGUCAAGAAAUAGAAAAUCUCAAAGAGAAGUUCAUUUAUAGACUCCUAAAAGAUGUAGACCGUUCAUAAUACUUUUUUGGUUAAAAACAAAUAAUUAUGUAGUUGCUGACUUUCGUAGUUGUAUCUUUGACGCUCUUUGUCCUAAAGACCUUUUGGAGAUAGGAUUGUUGUUGAGAGUUAAUCAAGGACAUUCAACUGCUAA